GAAUCAUACAUUGGGGAUUAAAAAAAAACACCCAGGAAGAUACAGUAUUAGUCAGUGGUUGAAUAUAGUUUUCACAGGUAGUUAAACGAAGUGACCGCAGGACGGCUAAGGGUUUAUUUUAGGAUGACGGUCACGUACUCGAGUCAAGUGGCCAACGCCACCUUCUUCGGUUUUCACCGACUGUUACUGAGGUGGAGAGGUAGCAUUUACAAACUGCUCUACCGGGAAUUUCUUGUUUUUGUUCUUCUUUAUUCCAUCCUUAGCAUCAUCUACAGAUGCGUGCUCACAGACCCUCAGAAGCGUUUCUUUGAAAAUCUUUCUAUCUAUUGUGACCGAUAUGCUGAACAGAUCCCCGUCACCUUUGUGCUUGGUUUCUACGUUACGCUGGUGGUGAAUCGCUGGUGGAACCAGUUUCAGAACCUGCCAUGGCCUGACCGGCUCAUGAUCCUCAUCUCGAGCUGCGUUCAGGGCAAGGAUGAAAAGGGACGGAUGUUGCGGCGGACACUGAUGCGCUACGUCAACCUGACCUCACUGCUCAUCUUCCGCUCAGUGAGCACUGCGGUGUACAAGCGUUUCCCUACCAUUGACCACGUGGUGGAUGCAGGCUUCAUGACAUUAGAGGAGAGAAAGAUCUUUGAGAAUUUGAAAUCACCGCACCUUAAAUACUGGAUCCCUGUGGUAUGGUUCACUAACCUGGCCUCCAGGGCGAGGAGAGAGGGCCGAAUACAAGACAGCGUGGAUCUUCAGGCCAUUCUUAAUGAGAUGAACAAAUUCAGGGCCUGGUGCUCUACUUUGUUUGGAUACGACUGGGUCGGGAUCCCAUUGGUUUACACACAGGUCGUAACGCUGGCCGUCUACACGUUCUUCUCAGCCUGCAUCAUCGGCCGACAAUUUCUUGACCCAGCACAGGGUUACCAGGGACACGAUCUUGACCUUUACGUGCCCGUCUUCACAUUGCUGCAGUUCUUCUUCUAUUCCGGGUGGCUUAAGGUGGCAGAGCAGCUCAUAAACCCAUUUGGAGAGGAUGAUGAUGACUUUGAAAUCAACUGGUGCAUUGAUAGAAACCUGCAGGUGUCUCUGAUGGCAGUGGAUGAGAUGCAUAUGAACAUCCCCGAAAUGACGAAGGAUAUUUACUGGAACGACCCUGAUGUACGGCCACCGUACACCCGUGCUUCCGCAGACUACUGCAUCCCGUCAUUCUUGGGCUCCACUACUGACAUGGGUCUUUCUGAAAUAUUACAGAAUGACAACGUCGAAAUCAGCAACCCACAAAGGGAGGCCACCGUUCUGUGCCGCAUGCGUCGCUUGCUGAGCGUCCAGGAGCCCAUGGAUCUCAAAAUGCGGCCGUCUUUAAAACGUCACAGCAGUGACAUCUCCAGCUUCUUACCACAUCGUCGAGAACGGCAUUUCCUCUCCAGGGUGGAAGAAAACAUGCAGACUGACUCUAAGCUCCAUUUCAACGCAACCUUCUACCCUCUUGCCACCGUCAACGAGGUGAACAGCAUCUCCUCUUCUCCUGUAACCUCAAUACACACUAUUUCUCCCAACAAUACGCCUUCAGUAGUGGACAGCGAACUCCAACUGGGAGACGACGGUGACGGCGUUGUACGGGAGCAGACGGGACAGCGAUCUUCAUUAGAGUCAGCACCAGUCCAGGAGCAUUGUGAUAGGAAUCUUGGAGAGGAGCCGAACACAGCAGGAGGAGUCACAAACACAGAACCCAGGAGGCUUAGCUGCUUUUCUCUAGGAAGUAAGAAGAAAAUGAUCCGACUGUCAUUUCAGUCGUCGAGACAGAGCUCGAUAAGCAGUACGAGGAGUGAUCCCACACAGCUACGGCGAACAUCUGAAACUGUGGACUCGACCAGCCAGGAUAAAGAACAGAGACCAAACCAAGACGUCUGAAAGCGGCUCUUUGAGAAGCUGGAAUAUUUACUCCAAACUCAGGUGACUGAUCAUAACGGCUUCUAGGUGUGCACUGUGUCCGCCGCGUCCAUACAGAAGUCAUCGUGAUGAACCACAACGUGCGAAGAUUUGUAUUUUCCUAUGUUUAUAU
Molecule: messenger RNA, 2053 nt
Organism: Clarias gariepinus (North African catfish)
Lineage: Eukaryota; Metazoa; Chordata; Actinopteri; Siluriformes; Clariidae
Product: bestrophin-3-like
Exons: 9
Coding region: 124-1902 (592 amino acids)
Molecular function (GO): chloride channel activity
Source: RefSeq, a predicted model, not a curated record